AUGAUGAAGUAUCUGUUUGCUCUUUUCUUGGUGCUUGGUUUGUGGUUCUUGUACUUCACCAACGUAUCCGCCGAACAAGAAGUCACCGACCCAAAGGUCACUACCAAAGUAUACUUUGAUAUCAAACAAGGUGACAAGGACUUGGGUAGAAUUGUUAUUGGUUUGUUUGGAGAUGAUGUUCCAAAGACCGCUGAAAACUUUAGACAGUUGUCGAUCAGCAAGGACCCAAGUUUUGGUUACAAGAACUCGAUCUUCCACAGAGUUAUCAAGCAAUUUAUGAUCCAAGGUGGUGAUUUUACCCAUAGAAAUGGUAUGGGCGGUAAGUCGAUCUACGGUAACAAAUUCGCUGAUGAAAACUUCAGUAUCAAGCACCAAGGUCCUGGGUUUAUUUCUAUGGCCAAUUCUGGUAGAGACACCAAUGGUUCUCAAUUCUUUAUCACCACCGUCAAGACCAGCUGGUUGGAUGGGAAGCACGUUGUCUUUGGGAAGGUCGUUGAAGGCAUGGAUGUUGUCACCGCCAUCGAAAAAUCUGCUACUAAUUUCAGAGAUAAGCCAAAGGAGGAUAUUAUUAUUGCCGACUGUGGUGAACUUGCCGAAUUAGUUGACACUGCUACCACAUCAGGCGUUGAAGCUUCGGAAACCAAGGCUGACUCUAAGGAUGAAUUGUGA
Saccharomycopsis crataegensis is the source of this 669-nucleotide messenger RNA. It is a transcript of the gene CPR5, whose product is annotated as peptidylprolyl isomerase family protein CPR5. The transcript has a single exon. The record is from RefSeq and is a predicted model, not a curated record. Gene Ontology annotation, molecular function: peptidyl-prolyl cis-trans isomerase activity. Gene Ontology annotation, biological process: protein peptidyl-prolyl isomerization; protein folding. Bases 1 to 669 code for a protein of 222 amino acids. NCBI's taxonomy places the organism in Eukaryota, Fungi, Ascomycota, Saccharomycetes, Ascoideales, Saccharomycopsidaceae.